AUGCCUUCCGCAUCGCACCCUUCGCUCUCCUCGGCCCUUGCUUCCAUCGAGGAGCAGUUCGAUCUCUCGCCGAUCAAGCUGCAAGGCAUUUUGGACAGGUUCAGAGAAAGGAUGGUGUACGGCUUACAGACUCACGGAGCUGCGAUGGCCAUGAUACCCAGCUAUGGUGCGUGCGGAACCGAUCUGCCUUCACGCAAUCGUCUCAACACUUGCUGCGUGCUUCCUCUGUCGAAAAGUGCAGAAGAAUGCAGCCCUGUUGAGCGAGCUCGUACUGAUGCCAGCAAUGUUUGCCGACAGUCACGGGCACGCCGGAUGGAUCGGAAAAAGGCGUCUACUUGGCUCUGGACCUGGGCGGAACGAAUUUGUGCGUAGAGGGUAGGAUCAUCAAGCGCUUUGUCCCGCUCCGAGCAGACGAGCGAGGCAUGAUCGGCCUCGUAUGACAGCAGAAGGGACUCCCCUGCUCACAGAUUCAUUGUCAAUCCUCACAGGCGCGUAUGCGAAGUGACGCUAGGUGGUGAAGGGAAGGUCAGCAUGAAGCAGGAAAAGUACAAGGUGUGAGUAGGUCCGACUCACACAUUCUGGGUCGCUCGUGUGCAUUCCUUGACGAGCUUUCAUCUCACUGAUACAGUUCCGAUCAGCUCAAGACUGGCCCAGUCGAGGACCUGUUCGACUACAUUGCCUCUUCAGUGGCUAAGUUCUUGAAGGAUUUCAGCAGCGCGGCUCCUCAGAACCCGCAGGAUGGUCCUUUGCUUAUGGGCUUCACCUUCAGUUUCGUGCGUGAUAACACCAAGGACGUCGGAAUGUGCGGCAUAGUAGCCAGGAUACUGACCUCAUUCCAACGGGGCGCACGACUGCUUGUAGCCCGUGGAACAGACAGCUAUAGAUCGAGGCACUCUUAUCAGCUGGACGAAAGGUUUUAGCUGUCCUGGGGCCGUGGGUCUAGAAGUUGUACAGCUGCUGCAAGGGUGUCUGGAUCGGCAACAUGUCCCUGUCCGGGUGAAUGCGCUGGUCAACGACACUGUCGGAGCACUGUUGGCGCACGCUUACCAUGCCAAGGGAGCGUUGCUUGGAGCCAUCUUUGGCACAGGCACCAAUGGAGCUUAUGUGGAGUCGGUAGAAAGAAUUGGCAAGAUGAAUGCGGCUCACGCUCACGGUGAAGAGACGAUGAUCAUCAACACCGAAUGGGGAGGCUUCGAUGACGAGGUGCGUUCCGAUGACGACAUCCGAGCGCGUUUGGAGCUUGCGUCGUCUUCUGACACUUUUGGGAACGCUUCCAGCGCGCCGCGCUACUCAUCACCUUGUUUGACAAUACCGUUGAUCGGACUGCGAUCAGACCUCGACACCACGCUUUUGAGAAGAUGAUCAGCGGAAUGUGUACGUUUGACUCUCACUGCGCUCAAGUCGGAGAUCGCUCACGUGCAUGGCCGCUUCUCCGUCGCAGAUCUUGGCGAGGUCGUGCGGACAGUCUUGAUCCACCUUGUGGACUCUCUGCAUCUCUUCCAAGGUUUUUCCUCAGAGCUACUAAACAAGCAGUACGGCUUCGACACCGCGUACGUGUCGGCAGUCCUCGCAGACAAGAAGCCCUCGAGUUCUGCCGACUCGCCCACUCGAUUGGUUCUGGUGGACACGUUAGGUAUCAAAUCUGAGCACGUUGCCGAGGGAGAUGUCGAGACUGUCAAGGCAGUGUGCAAAAUUGUGGGAAGGCGGGCAGCUAGGUUGAGCAGCGUCGCUAUUGCGGCAACAUUGCAGCAUACUGGGCACGAUCAGCAUCGAGGUGCCGAGUUGCAGGAAUCCGACUACAUCGAUAUUGGCUGCGACGGAAGCGUGUACGAAUUCCUGCCUUACUUUGAAGAAUGGUGAGCAUGUCGAAGGCUGCUCCCAGAGCGGACCUGGCAGAUCUGACCACAUUUCCUGCGCCGCGUCGACUCCAGGGUAAGGGAGGCAUUGCGAGAUCUUGUCGGAGAAGGCGCCGAAAAGCGCGUGCGAAUGGCACUUGCAAAGGAUGGCAGUGGAGUGGGAGGUGAGAAGCUAUGCUUUAUGGAUGACUGCGAAGUGUUCGCUAAGCCUGCUGACUCUGCUCAUCCCCCUCCUCUCCAGCUGCUUUGUGCGCUUUGCAAGCCAAGAAACAACAUGAUAGAAUGCUUGCCAGAAGGUGAGAGGUGAUUCUGGCAAACUCAGCUAACACCGGUGCCCCUGUACUGAGCGUAUUUAUGAUUGUCCAUCUCCAGCAACACGAUUUGA
Messenger RNA from Ceraceosorus bombacis, 2241 nucleotides. NCBI's taxonomy places the organism in Eukaryota, Fungi, Basidiomycota, Exobasidiomycetes, Ceraceosorales, Ceraceosoraceae. The record is from the annotation of a GenBank genome assembly.